AUGGAUAAUAAUAAUAAUAUUACUAGUGGUGGUAAUAUUACUACAAACAACAACAAUAAUACAACAACUACUACCGCUACUAGUAACAAUAUUAUAUUACCAAUUAUAAAGACAAGUUUAAAUGGAUCGAAGUUAGAAUUGAAUGAAGUUGUACUUAAAGAGACAUAUGUACUUCGUAAUUUCAAAUUAAUAAAUACAGUUGAUUAUCCAGUACAAGUCAAAUUGAAAUCAGAUUUACCACAAGUUGCAUUCCAAUUAAACAAUGAGAAUAUGCAAGAUGAUUCAGAUGAAACACCAAUACAAGAUGAUGAUUUCAAUCAAUUAUUCAAUGAAGUGAAUUUAAUUGAUCAAGUCAAUUUGGCACCAAAAGAAAUUAAAAAUAUAGUUAUUUCAUAUCGUCCAUUUGAUCAACAAUUAUCACAACCACCAAAACAACAACAACAAUUAAUACAAGAUGACCAAUCAAAUAUAGAUAAUAAUGGUAAUAAUACAGAUAGUUCAACACCAAAUAUAGAUUUAAUUGAAAAUAUAAAUAAUGAAAGUAAUACAGAUAAUAAUAAUAAUAAUAAUAAUAGUAAUAAUAAUGAUACAACAAAAGAAAGUAAUGACGAGAAUAAAGAAUUAAAUGAUAAAGAUGAAAUUAUAAAAAAAGAUGGUGAUAAAAAGAAUGAUAGAUAUAAUUAUUUUGAAGUUAAAGGUAAAAUUUAUUUUAAUGCUGAGCCAUUAUUACCAUCAUCAUCAUCAUCACAACAAUCUAGUGAUAAUAAUGAAUUGAUUAUAUUACCACAACAAAAGGAAUUAAUUGUUGAUUUACAAAUUAGAAUUUGUAAAUCAUUAUUAAAGUUAGAUGUUAAUGAAUUAAUUUUUGAUGAUUGUAUAGUUGGUCAAACCUAUGUUAAAGAUAUAACACUUUGGAAUAAAUGUGAAAUGCCAUUAAGAUUCUCAACUUAUUAUAAAGAGAAAUUUGGAAACUAUUUUCAAUUCACAGAUUAUGCAACUGGUUUACCAUUAUCAAGAGAUAAUAGUAUUGUUCAAAGUUAUUCAUCAAUGACAAUUAGAGUUACUUAUCAACCAACAAAUAUUGGUCAAUUCACUUAUAAAUUUAAAUUGGAGAAUAAGAAUGAUUCAAAUAGUUAUGAAAUUGUUAUGAUUCAUUCUUUUGUUUCUGCUGAACAACAAAUUGAAUUAUUACAAGUUUCAACUAAUAAUUUAGAUUUAGGAGAUUGUUAUACAGAUGUUGCAACUUUUCAAACAUUUACAAUAAAGAAUAUAUCAGAAGAAUCAAUUGAUAUUAAUUUUAGUAGUGAUUUAUCAAUUAGUAGUGGUAGUAGAGGUGGUAAUAAUAAUAAUAAUAAUGAUGAUGAUGAAGUAACUUUUCAUUUUCAUGAAGAGGAUACUGAAAAGGAUUUAGAUGGAAAUCAAUCAAAGUUAUCCAUUGGUGAACAUAGAUCAUCUGAUAGUCAUGAUGAUUUAAUUAAAAUUAAUAAUGGUCAAUUAUCAAUUGGAAGUCAUGGUAGUGGUCACCACCACCACCAUCACCAACGUAAUACAAAUCAAAAGGGAGGCGGAGGAAAUCAAAAUCAUGGUGUUAAAAAUGGUAAAGAAAGAAUUGAAGAGUUAACACUUAAUCCAGGUUCAGAAAGAGUGAUUAGUGUUAGAUAUUGUCCGAAAUCAUUAUUCCCAAUUAGUGAUCCAAGAUCACAAAGAUUGAAUGAUAAAAACUUUAGAAUCCUUUUAAAGUAUGGUAAAUCAUUAUUGGGAGGUAAGCUAUCGACACAACAACAAAAGAAUAAAACCAUACGUGUAUCGAGUAGAGUUUGUACAUCGGUUGUAAAGAUACCAUCAGAGAUUAAUUUGGGUGAUUGCACAGUCGGUAGCAUCAAAGGAUACACUAUACAAUUGGUUAAUCUUUCAGAUUUAACAGCUCAUCUUCAAUUGAGAUAUCAAUCAAAGGUUGUAUCAUUCAAGAAUCAAACAUUCUCAAUUGCACCUAAACAAACCUACGAUUUACAAAUGGAGUUUUUACCACGUAAAAAUAAUCCAGACUAUCGUAAACAAAUCACUUUUAUCAAUUUAAAGAAUCCAAUAAUGGAUGAUCAACAACAGUUCCUAGAGGUACGUGCAAAUAAUAUCGAUGAACAUUCAGUUUCUGUUCAUUCUAAAUUUUAUCAUCUAGAAACUUCAUACAAUAAGAGUUAUAUCGAUUUCGAUGAAACCAUUGUAAAUUGUCCAUCCGUUCGUACGUUUAGUAUAAAAAAUGUUAGUAAAGGUACAUUGGUUCUAAAUCUUUCUACCUCUUUACCAGAUGAAAUUAAAUUAUAUACAGAGGAGAGAGAACUCUCAUUAUUGGUAUCACAAAAUCAAUCAUUAGCAAAUUCAACUACAAAACAAAAUCUUCAAGAAUAUCUCUCAAAAUUCUUUGAUGAAAAUAAAGAUAAUUCAAAUGUAGUUGGUGGUUCAAAUAAAGUUGGUAAUAGUCAAUAUUUAGAUUUAGCAUUAAAUCCAAAAUCUUCAAAAGAAAAAGAAAAAGAUAAAGAUAAUAAAGAGCAACAACAACAACAACAACAAUCAUCAUCAUCGUCACAAGUACCAAAGCAACAAUCACCACAACAACAAUCACCACAACAACAAUCACAAGAUUCAAAAGAUAAACAACAAUUACAACAACAAGCACAAGAAAGAAAGAAAAAAUUACAAUCAAGUCAUGACCAAAGUAAUCCAAAUUCAAGAACUAAUUCAAGAGCUUCUUCACCUUCAUUUGAUUCUUCAAAUAGUAAAGAUAGUAAAGAUAGUAAAGAUAAUAAUAAUAAUAAUAAUAUUAUUUUAAAUAAUAGUAAUAAUAAUAUUGGUAGUUUUGGACCAGGUUCUUUAUCAAGUCAUAGUGCAACUAAUAUACCAUUUAUAAAUACUUCAAAUAAUGUUUUAACAAAUAAAGAUGAUGAUUCAAAUUUACAAGAUGACAAACAGCAACAACAACAACAACAAUCAUUACAAUUACAACAAUCAUCACAAUUACAACAAUCUCAACAAAUUCAACAACAACAACAACAAGUUGAUUUAUCAAAUCUUUUAACAUCAUCAGGAUUAAUUCAAUUUAUCCAAACAUUUGAAUAUGAUAAUAAUCCACCAUUAUUUACAGAUUUAGAGAGUGAAAAUUCAUAUAUUACAUCACAAAUUAAUAGAUUAAAGAAAUUGGAAACUAUUAUUCAAUCUGGUCAAUUAAAGAAAUUGGAUAGAUUAGAGAUUGAACAACAAUCAGAGGUAACAAUAUUUAUUGUAUCAAAGGUUAGUGGAACGAAAAGACCUUGGUUAGGUGGUAAACUAAAGAAUAUGGAAGCUAAAUUAUUCAUUUCAUUAGAGUCAUUGAAUGGUAUAAAGAUCAAUGAUUCACCAAUUAGAGAAUUGAUGGUAUCAACUAAAGUUUGUGGAUCCAUUAUGGAUUUAGCUCAAAGAUAUAUCAAUUUCGGUAAUAUCAUUCAAUAUGAUUAUCGUACGAAAUCAUUGGUUAUCAAUAAUCUUUCACAAGUACCAUUGAUCUAUAGAAUUAAGAAAUCCGGUUCAAUCACUAGUGGUAAUUUAAAUAUUGAAAAUGCAGAUCGUAUGGGUAUCGUUAGACCCUACAGAAAGAGAGAGGUUCAAUUCGUAUUCAAACCAACCUUUUCUGGUAUAUUUGAUGAGAAAUUAAUCAUUGAGAAUGUUUAUGAUCAAUGUAAUAAUCAAAUAGUUCAUAUUAAAGCAAACGUAAAGAAACCAAGACAUUUCUUUCUCAAUACUUUGGAUAUAGAUUUCGGUGUAGUCAUGAUCAAAGGUAAAUCAAUCACAAAACGUAUCACACUCACAAACACUAGUAAUCAACGUCGUAUCUUUAAAAUCAUUGAUGAUAAUCCUUCCUCUUUUGAAUCUUGUUUAAACAAAUUAUACUUUAAACUUGAAGAGAAAUCUGCUUUUAGUAUCUCUAAAGAAACUGAAAUGGAAAUUGAUCUUUUAGAAAGAAAAUUAAAAAUUUGUCGUAGAAAAGGUCAACAUGAAAAAGCUUUAAAAAUUAAUAUGCAAAUCGAAAAAUUAAGAAAUUCAGGUUCAAUCACACCAAACCCAAUCUCUAGAGCAACUUCACCAACACCAAUUGAUGAUAAUGAAAAUAAUGAAUCAAAUAUUGAAAAAGCUUUAAUUGUUGAGCAACAACAACAACAACAACAACAACAGCAACAACAACAACAAGCUAUAACAACAACAACAACAGCAACAACAACGCCACCAGUUCAACAACAAUUAGAAAAGAAACAAUUUUGUAAAAUUGGUGAUAAUUCAAUUACAUUUGAAGUUGAAGGUGGUGGUAUUCAAAAUGUUUUGGUUUAUUUCUCACCAGUACCAAAACCAGGUACUAAAAAACAAUGGUAUGGUAAAGAGGAUGGUAAUGGUUCAAUAUUAAUUUAUGAAUCAAAGAAUAUUGAUGUCACUAAAAAGAUUAAUUAUAUUUCAACAGUUUGUUUCGAUGAAGAAACUUAUCGUCAAAAUUAUCUUUCAUCAAAUGCAAUCAAUAGUGCAAAUACUGUACCUGAUAAUCAAUUACCUUCAUUCUCACCAUUUAAACCACAACAUUUUACAUCAUCAUCACCAAUUCCAUUUGGUAGUGGUAGUUCAAGAGUUAUACCUUCAUCACCACCUCCACCAUCUUCACCAAGUUUCUCAAAUAAUAUUUUAUCAAGUACAACUUCAAUUUUUAAACCAACAGCUUCAAAAGCAACUUCUUCUUCUUCAUCUUCCUCAACAACUACAAAUUCAACAGCUCUUACAAUUUCACCAGGUAAAAUUGAUUUAGGUGAAGUUAGAAUUUAUGAAGAUAUUACAUUUAGAUUUACAAUUACAAACCAUACUGGUCAUAAAGUUCCAUUUGAUAUUAAUGUAAAACAACCACCAAAACCAUCAUCAACAUCAUCAUCAACAUCAACAACAUCAACAACAACAUCAUCAACAUCAACAACAACAACAAAUUCAAAUAAUAAUUCAAGUAAAAAUGUUUUAAUAUUAAAAGAGAAAUCAGGUAUAAUUGAACCAUAUGGUAAAAGAUUAAUUGAAGUAAUUUGUCAACCACAAAUACCAGGUAAACAAACUCAUACGAUUGUAGUUACAUCAACACAAUAUCAUUUUGAAAGUUUAUUAUUGGUUGCAUUAAGUCCAAGACCACCACAAUAUUUAGUAUUCCCAGAUUUACCAUCAACACAAAUUUUAGAUUUUGGAAAUUGUUAUUAUGAUAAAUCACAGAAAUUCUCAAAGGUGUUACCAUUUAGAUUGGAUAAUUUAUCGGGUAAAUCAUUGUAUAUCUCUAUGAAAUCAAAUUUAACUCAACAGGUAUUUGUAUUUGUUGAUGAUAGAUUAUCAAAGCCAGCCGAUAAUUUAUUCUUGAGUGGUUAUGAAAAAUCAGUGGUUCAAAUUUGUUUAAGACCAAGUAUGACCAGUGAAAAUUAUGUAGAUGGUCAUUGUAGAGAAUUAAUUGGUGGUAUUAGAAUCAAAGUACAUGAUCAAGAUCAUAAUUUACUCUAUGAGAAUACUAUAAAAUUCACAUCGAUUGUUGGUAAGAGUAUUUUAAGAGUUGCAAAGAAUAUGAUUGAUUUAGGAUCAACUAGACAAUUGGGUGAAACCAUUUCAUCAUCAUUUACAAUCUCAAAUGUUUCAACUUUGUUACCAUUGAAUUAUCAAAUCACUCAUAGUAAGAAUUUGAAAUUAUCUUCGAAAUUGGAAGGUUCAUUGGAGGGUAGUGAAGUUAGUCAUCCACUCUCAAAGGAAAAGAUUCAUUUCUCUUUGGUAGCUUCAAUUUAUGGUUUAUAUGAAGAGAGAAUUAUCAUUACCAAUCUAAGUUGUUCAGGUCAAAAACUUGAAAUCAAUAUACGUUUAUUGGUUGACGAUUCUUCAUUAACUACAAAUUUACCAAUCAAUAUGAAUGGUGGCGGUGAUAUGUUAAGAUUCGACGAUAUCUAUGUUAGUCCAAUAUCUUGGAAUGAAAAGAUUGCUGCCGGUGAUAGAAAGUUAUUAUCAUUCGUUAUAACACCACAACAAUACUUGAUCGAUCAAGGUUCAUUAAGUGCAUCGGAUCAAUUAUAUCAACAAAAACAAUUCACAAUGAGAAAUUAUCUCAAGUAUGAUAUUCGUAUCUAUCCAAAAUCAAAUAUAAACAUUUAUCUCUUCCUUCAUGAACCAACAAUUGAAGAGUUACAAAUGAUUAAAUCUCAAUCAAUGGGUGAUCGUAGAAAGUCAAUGAGAUUAUGUGCAAAACCAUUCGUACUUUCAAGUGAACAAAAAGUCAUAGCUUAUCCACAACCACCACAACCUGAUACAAUCAUAACACCAAAACAAAAGUUAAUGUUAUGUAAAGGUCGUAAAGUCAAAUUUCAAGGUACACUUGUUUUCGAAAGAUCAGAUUCAACUCAUUAUCCAAUUGCACCUGGUGAAGGUAAAACUCAUAUUUCAAAAUUAGUUUCAAUUACUGGUAGUUAUUGUAUGUCAAUGAUGGGUGAAAUUUUAUUUGUAAAUGAUCAAAAUAAUAAUACUCAUCAAAAUAGUGUUAUUAUUAAUAAUAAUACAAUUGAUAUUGGUAGAGUUGGUUAUGAAAAUUCUUGGAAAGAAAUUUUCACUACUAUUGAAAUUAGAAAUCUUUCAGAGAUUCCAUUAGUCAUUCGUGUUAGAUCACUUCCUUCAAAAUCAAUUAGAGUUUUAUUAAAUCAUCCAAAUCAUUCAAAUUUAACUUCACCAUCUUCAUCUUCAAAUAAAAUAAUUUUACCAAGAAUUAAAAAAUCAAUUAAUAAUAAUAGUAGUAAUAAAUUAAUUAAAGAAAAAGAUGAUGGUGUUAAUGAAAUUUUAAAUGAUAGAAAAGAACCACAACAACAACAACAACAAAAAGAAAAAGAAGAGGAAGAAGAAGAAUCAAUUGUUAUUGAAUUUGAAAUUCCAUCAUCAGAAUCAAAACAAAUUAUUAUUGGUAUUGAUCCAACAAAGAUUGAACAAACUCAACCUGGCCCAAUAACUUAUCCAAUUCAAUUUGAAAAUGUUAUGAAUGAAUUUAAUACAAUGUCUGUUAAUUUCCAAUUAUAUCAUACUUUUAGAGUUUUAAAUUUUGGUCGUUUAACAAGUACUCCAGCAACAACAACAACAACAACAACAACAACAGCAACCUCUACUGUAAAUACACCAUCAUUAACAGCUUCACCAACAUUAGCUAAUAAUAUUGUUGGUAGUGGUAGUGGUGAUAGUGGAAAUAGUAGUAGUAUUAUUGUUAGUGGUAGCAUUAAUAAUAGUAAUAAUAAUAAUAAUAAUAAUAAUUCAACUAAUAAUGGUGAUAUUAUAUUACCAUGUAUUUAUCAUCCUCCAUUAGUUGGUGCAUCAUCUCAAUCUGAUGAAUGGUUUACAAUUGAAAAUACAUCUAAUAAAUCAUUGAAAAUUCAAACUGAAGUUGAUUUAUUACCACAAUUUUCAGAGUUAAUUAUGGUGGAAUUAGUUCACAAAACAUCAAAUACACCAAUACCAUCAUUUUCAUUACGUCCACAAGAAGUGAUUGAAGUUAGAAUUCGUGCUAGACCACGUCCAGAUUCAAAACUACGUGAAAGAUCAUUUGAAGAAUUAACAACAUUUGGUAAGAUCAUUUUGAAUACUUCAAUUUAUCCAAUCGAGGUGAUUCCAUUGAAAGGUACAAUCUUACCUGGCCAUUAUUUCUCUCUAUCAAUUAAUCGUUUGAAUUUCAAUGUUAUCUCUCGUAUCACAAAUAAAGAGGGUGAAGAACAAUCUCUCUUGACAACAUUGGAUGAUUAUUUCAAAAUUAAGAAUACCAGUAGUCAUUAUUCAUUAACAUUUAAAGUUGAAUCGGUUUUCAAUCAAAAUCAAUGGUUAUUACCAACAAGUUGUGUAAAAUUAUCCCCAGAAGAGGGUGAAAUACCACCAAAUGAACUAAUGAAUGUUAAUGUUGUUAUCGAUUUAAAUGGUAUUGAUGAUAUACCACCUUCUUCAUCUUUUGUUGUAAUUGUAACUGCUUUAGAUACUUUAAAUAAUGAAACUCAAAAAGUUAAUAUUAAUUUAGUUGGUAAUUAUAAACCAAUUCCAAAUCCAACCUCACCAUCUUCAAAUUUAAGUGAAUUAAAACAACAACAACAACAACAACAAUUACAACAACAACAACAACAACAACAAUUAUUAUCAAAUAAUAAUACACCAUCAACAUCAUCAGUAUCAACACCAAUUACAAUUAGUUCACAAUCAAUUCCAAAUAGUUCAAAUAUUAAUGAUAUUUCAUUAUUAUCUAAUAAUAAAGAUGGUUCAAUUAUAAAUAACACUCAACCAAUUGCAACUACUUCAACAUCAUCAUCAUCAACAAUAACUACAACAUCAAAUAAUAAUAAUAUUAAUAAUCAAAUUAUUACACCAAUUAUAGUUAAUGAUCCAAUUUCAACAGGAUCAAUUAUAAAUUUAAAUAAAUUACCAAAAUUAUCAUUAAGGGGUUGUACACCAAUUCAAAGAUUAAAGAAUUGUUAUGAAAUUCAUCUAAGUCAACAAGAGUUUUCAUCUGGAUCAAUACCAUGGGAAUUAACAUUAGAGAAUUUAUCAGUUAAACCAGUUGAAUAUUCAAUUUACUCUAUGAAAGAUAAUGAUGAUACUUGGUUAAAUUUAAGUAGAAACUCUGGUAAAAUCGAACCACAUGGUCGUCAUAUUAUCACAGUGAACUUUUCAACAAAACGUAUCGAUAUGUAUUCCACUUAUCUAAUCAUUGAAAAUCGUAAUAAUCCAGCUGAUAUCAAAACCAUUCAAAUCACAUUUGAUGUCGUUGUUAAACAAAAUUCACAUUUCAGUGUUUUGGUUGAAGGUAAACAAAACUCGGCACCAAUAAUCAAUUUGGGUGACGUUUUCUAUAAUAUCACCUAUACCGAUAGAUCAUUCAUUGUUUCAAAUUCUUCUUCAAUGCCAUUGGAUUUCAUGCUAAGUACUUCUUUAUCACCAAAUGAUCCAACCGAAGUUUGUUUCUCAUUAUCUCGUUCCUAUUUACGUCAAUUCAAUACACUCUAUGUAGAACCAAAUAGUCAAGUUAAAGUUUUCGUUUAUUUCCAUGUUCCAUCUUCAUCAAAUCCUACAAACAAUACAUCUUUCACUCAAAAAGAUAUUAAAAUCUUUUUAAAUUGUAGAUUAAUUCGUGAUUAUCAACAAAUCAUUACACUAUCAGCAACUUGUAGAUAUCCACAAAUGAAAUUAUCUGAUCAAAAUAUAGUUUUUAAAGGUAAAAUCAUUAUGAAAGAUGAAAAAGAUAAAGAAAAAGAAAAAGAUAAAGAAAAAGAAAAAGAAAAAGAAAAACAACAACAACAACAACUAAAUGAUAGUAAUUUUAUUUUAAAUAAAGAUGAGAUUAGAAAAUCAAAUGAACCAAAUAUAGCAGCAACCACAACAACAACAACAACAACAUCAACAAAUACAACAAUGACAACAACAUCUAGUAAAUCAUCAAUGAGUACAGGUACUAGUGGUAGUAAAAAAGUUGAUUUUGAAUUUGAUGAUUCAAGUGGUAGUUCACAAAUUAUUAGAGAGAUUUCAAUUUAUAAUAGUUUUAGUGACCCAUUAUCAAUUGUUGUUAAAGCAAAUACAAUCUUCUUUAUUAUUGAUCCACCAAGUAAUGGUGUAAUUUCAAUUGAUCCAAUGACAUCUAGUUGUAUUACAGUUCGUCCAAAUAUUCCAGCGAUCCUAGAACAUACUAAUCUAUUGUUGAAAGAGAAAUACUUGGAAGAGCAUAUCAUCGUUUAUAAUAAACAUAGUUUAACUGAGAAAUAUGUAAUCUCAUUACGUAUUACCACUGGUCAAUUGACUUCAUUCUCUGCAAGUUCAGGUUUGAAAGGUGGUUAUCAUUAUAGAUCAUUGGAGCAAUUGAUCACUAAAUUCAUUCGUAAAUUUAAAAAGUUUUGGUAUAGUCUUUAUCUCUAUUGUAUUCAAACUAAUAAUCAACAACAACAAUUACAACAACAACAACAACAAUUACAACAACAAUUACAACAACAAUUACAACAACAACAACAACAACAACAGCAACAACAACUUCAACAUCAAUUACAACAACAACAACAACAAUUAAAUAGUUCAGGUGGUUUAAAUAGUUCACAAAAUUCUUUAUUAAUGAAAUCUUCUUCUUUAUUAUCUUUAAUUACAAAUUCUGAUUCAAAUUGGAAUGCACCAAUUCAAAAUACUAUAUCAUCAUCAUCAUCUUCUUCAUCAUCAUCAUCUUCAUCAGUGUCAUCUAAUAUUGGUGGAAAUAAUUCUACAGUUGCAAGUGGUAAUAUAAUUUCAAAUAGUUCUGUAAUUAGUAAUAGCAAUAACAAUAAUAACAACAAUAAUAAUAAUAAUAAUAAUAAUAAUAAUAAUAAUAAUAAUAGUAGUAGUGGAAAUAGUUCAAUAAUAAAUACAAAUAUUUCAACUACAAGUGGAAUAUUUGGAUCAACUAAACUUACAAAUGAGGAAUUAAAAGAAUUGGAAAAUAUAUUUGAUAUUUUAGAGAAUGAUAACGAUAAUGAAUCGCCAUCACCAUCAAAUGAUCAACAUCAUCAACAAUCAAUAUUCCAUGAAUCUUACCAAAAACUUUUAUUUGAUCUUCAUCAUAUAACAAAUGAAUUGGUAUUAUAUGGUUUAAAGAAACAAGUUGGUCAAUUACCAUCACAAUUGGCAACAUUAUUCUAUUUCAAUCUCUUCAAACAUGGUGUUUUCAAAGUAAUACUUAAAAUGAAGAGACAAUUAAGUAAAUCUUCAUCGGCCGCUUUGGCUCCACAUCUUCAUAUUCUAAGUGCUUCAGUUGAAAGUUUAAAUGAAUUUUUAUCUUAUUUUCCAGAAAAAAGAGAUGAUUUACAAUCUUUACGUAAUUUGCAAUCCGAAAUUAUUAAAGCUGUUCAACAAUCUUCAGUUUCACCUUCAAAUAAUUCUAAUAAUACUGGAAAUACUUCUAAUCCAAACAAUAAUAAUAAUAAUAAUCUAAAUAAUAAUAAUAAUAAUUCUAAUGUUUCAAAUAAUUCCAAUAUAAAUAAUCCAACUCCAAUUUAA
Dictyostelium discoideum AX4 is the source of this 11052-nucleotide messenger RNA. RefSeq lists its product as hypothetical. Bases 1 to 11052 code for a protein of 3683 amino acids. The transcript has 2 exons. The record is from RefSeq and is a predicted model, not a curated record. Lineage: Eukaryota; Evosea; Eumycetozoa; Dictyosteliales; Dictyosteliaceae.